Gracilinanus agilis (Agile Gracile Mouse Opossum) is the source of this 553-nucleotide messenger RNA. RefSeq names its product dynamin-1-like protein. The record is from RefSeq and is a predicted model, not a curated record. Lineage: Eukaryota; Metazoa; Chordata; Mammalia; Didelphimorphia; Didelphidae. The annotation marks the transcript as partial. Gene Ontology annotation, molecular function: microtubule binding; GTP binding; GTPase activity. Gene Ontology annotation, cellular component: microtubule; mitochondrion; cytoplasm. Gene Ontology annotation, biological process: mitochondrial fission. The transcript has 4 exons.
CACCAAUCUGGUGUAACCGCGCUUUAUUACAGAGCAGUGGAAAGAGCUCUGUUCUAGAGAGCAUUGUGGGCCGGGACUUCCUUCCAAGGGGCUCUAGAAUGAUGACUCGGAGGCCGCUGGUCCUCCAGCUGGUACACACAGCCUCCCUGGAGGAACGGAAGCAAGCAGCAACCCUGGAGUCAUGUGUCCAAGCAGAGGAAUGGGCCACUUUUUUGCACUGCAAAAGCAAGCCAUUUAUAGACCUUAACGAAAUCCGCCAGGAAAUUUCCAACGAGAUGGAUCGCGUCGCCGGUACCAACAAGGGGAUCAGCCCCGAGCCUCUGAAUGUGAAGAUGCACUCCUCCAGAGUCCUUAAUUUGACCCUCAUUGACUUGCCUGGCAUCACCAAGGUACGUUCUCUCCCGCAGCCUUGCCUCGGGCAGGCUGGCCCUGGGCCCCUCUCUCCGGGGGGCGGGAUCGGACCGGCCUCUUCCUCCUCGUCCAGCCCCGGCACCGCACUUCAUGGUCUUGGGCACGGCGAGGGCACUGGGGGGUGCCCAAAGGCAUUUGGCAA